UGACCCGCUCUCGCCUUCGCAGGCCACGCGUUCUCUCUGUCUCUUCCAACUCCAACUCCAACUCCAACUCCCCCGUCGGACCCCCACCUCACCGCCGCGGCUUUCCCACAGGGCCUGCAUCUCCCCCGCGCCUCGCCUCCCUCGACGCACGCACGCUCCCCACCUCGCCGGCGGCCCCAGCCACGGCGUCAAGCUAGCCACCCCCAACCUCCAGGAACACCCGCGCCGGCCGGAGGGGCCAGGGCCGGGGAGGGAAGAUGGUCUUCGUCUGGCUCGCCGCCUUCUUCCUCGUCGUCACGCUCAUCGUGCUCGUCAUCUUCCAGUUAAUGUGCUUGGCAGAUCUGGAGUUCGAUUAUAUCAACCCAUUUGAUUCAUCGUCUCGAAUAAAUAAAGUGGUUAUGCCAGAAUUUAUAGUGCAAGCACUUCUAAGUGUAUUAUUCCUCAUAACUGGGCAUUGGGCAAUGUUUUUGCUUUCUGCCCCUAUGGUGUACUAUAAUUAUACAUUGUACGAGCGCCGGCAGCAUCUAGUAGAUGUAACAGAGAUAUUUAAUCACCUAGCCCGGGAGAAAAAACGCCGUCUUUUUAAGAUAGGGGCUCUUGUCAUCCUCCUAUUCUUGUCCUUGUUCUGGAUGAUUUGGAGUGUAUUAUUGGACGAGGACGACAGCCAUUAGUUAGGUCUUAUGGAGAAAAGAAGGCAGGCAUGCCCUCGGGGAGCUGUUUGUUGCUCAAGUUUAGUGAAAGCUCCUAUUGUUGUAGCGUGUGAUGUAAGCUAGGAGCCACGCCCUAUUUAUUUGUUUGCGCAUCUGGUCAUAUGGGGCAAAGAAUGAUUUUGUUCACGUCGAAUUUCGGAUGCAAAUGUGUGUGAUUAUGUCGAUGUGAGGAUCAAUUCUUGUAGCUGACCAGGAAGUACUGGCAUUUCGGUUUAGUGCAACUCUUCUUUUAGGGAGGUUUAGUGCAACUCUGAGUGCAAUCACAGUUGAUUCUUUCUGUUGA
This is a messenger RNA of Lolium perenne, 993 nucleotides long. RefSeq names its product protein cornichon homolog 1. Gene Ontology annotation, biological process: vesicle-mediated transport. The record is from RefSeq and is a predicted model, not a curated record. Lineage: Eukaryota; Viridiplantae; Streptophyta; Magnoliopsida; Poales; Poaceae.